Messenger RNA from Xiphias gladius (swordfish), 1240 nucleotides. It is a transcript of the gene admb, whose product is annotated as adrenomedullin b. Bases 124 to 648 code for a protein of 174 amino acids. Gene Ontology annotation, biological process: regulation of systemic arterial blood pressure; adenylate cyclase-activating G protein-coupled receptor signaling pathway; adrenomedullin receptor signaling pathway. Gene Ontology annotation, molecular function: adrenomedullin receptor binding; hormone activity. The transcript has 4 exons. Gene Ontology annotation, cellular component: extracellular region. The record is from RefSeq and is a predicted model, not a curated record. NCBI's taxonomy places the organism in Eukaryota, Metazoa, Chordata, Actinopteri, Istiophoriformes, Xiphiidae.
GGGGAAAAAAAACAACAACAACUAACUCUGCUAAACAGUACACAACACUCUUGAAUGAGCUCUUGAAGCGCCAUAAAUUCUCCUACAUCACGGUACAAGCCAGAGCCUGAGCUUGCAGCCAAAAUGAGAUUAGUCCUGCACGCUGUCAUCGUCUGCUGUGUUUUCACCACGUUCCUGCCACUGGUAAAAAGUGCCACAGGGGAGCUCAACUCCGGCCUGAAAAAAAGGUUUAAAGUAUGGCUGCAGGGCCGUAUGACGAGGGACCUGGGCAGCAGCUUAGUGGCAGCCAACGAGCAGUACUCUGGCAUCCAUGCUGGACCACAGCAGGGCAAGAACGCCAAAACCGUCUCGCUGCCAUUAAGCUUUGGGUUAAAUUUCAGACCCAGGAGGUCAGCGUCAUCCAAACCAUCUGGCUGCGUCCUAGUCACAUGUGCAUACCACGACCUGCUUCACCGACUGCAUAAGAUGAGCAACAUCGAGACAGAGGCCGUUGCGCCUAAGGACAAGAUGGGCUCCAAUGGCUACGGGCGGCGGCGCCGCUCAAUCCUGGAUGUCGCUCAGUUUGCCUUCCAGACGGGAAGACAGAGACGGCGCAUUGAAGCUGGUCACCGAGUCCACAGACACAGAAGCACACGCACGGCGGCCUAAGGCAGGCGUGAAAAGGCACAGGAAAAUCCUUGUUGGGGUUUUUUGUUUUUUUUUUCCGCUCACAGCAGAUGACGAUAUGUCCACUCAGAGGUUUUAUUCCACAGAUUUACAACUAGAUAUGCAGAAAGAACAGCUGCUACAUCUGUAUGGCCCAUUAAGCUCAGGUCACACUUGAUGAGACAGCAAUAACAGAUACUGAGAAGUUUGUGUGCGAAUGCUCAGCUGCAGGUUUCAGUUUGUCUGAACAAGUGUGUGAUGUAUGGAUGAAUUCAAGUCAGACCUGUGGGACUUGACAAGAAUGUCUCUCUCUUCUUCAGCUUCCAACGUGAGCUUGGCAGCUGAGAGAGAGGAGAAUUCCUAAAGAUCUUCUCUGAAAUAUCCGUGAACUGAAGAGGAGACCUGGGAGGAUUUUUUUCUCAAGAAACUGACAUUACUGGACCCCAAACUGUCACAUUCGGGAUCCUCUCACAAGUAACCUGAAUGUGGUCAAGUGCAAUUUACACAAUAUGUACUAAGCCUACACAUACUUAAAAAUAAUUAUCAGCUUGUAUGUGUAUACAUAUACAUAUAUAUAUAAGGAUAUAUAAAGCCA